GAGAGAGUGAGAGAGUAGCUGUGAUCUAAACUGUGUAUCAAUACAUUCCAAAACAGAAGUGGGAAAGGAUGUACUUCCAAUAUCCUCUUAAAUAAAAUGCAUUGUAAAUUUCCUAGUUCGAUGAGUUUAGUCGAUGCCGUUUUAAACAAGUGUAUAUUGUGAAUUAUAUAUGAAAGCUAUAGUAUAUAGAUCUAUAUUAUAUAUUUAGACUAAGAUACUAAGAAUAAGUACAUCUCUAUAACUAUAAGUCAAAUAAGUAGUAGCUUGUAGAUCACUAUAAUUGUGCCACGGAAACCUAGAAAACAAGGAAUAACAAGGAAUAACAACAAAUGAUAAAUACGAAAACCAUGACAGUUGAUUUUUUGUUAUUUUCCACAUUGCUUCACUUAAUUUUAACAUUUGGAUUUUGUUAUGCUAAAUCAGAAGGUCACUGGGGUGAAUGGGGAGCACAAAGUCCCUGCAGUGUGACAUGUGGAUCUGGCACUCAAACAAUCGAGCGGGUCUGGAUACCUGGGUCAGGAGAGUCUUCAGAAAGAUAUAAAUCUAUACAAACCUUCACAUGCACUGAUCCAAAAUUUCCUGAAUGUCCACGGGAUGGUGCUUGGUCAGCAUGGGGUGCCUGGAAUGAAUGUUCUAAGCCAUGCGGAGGAGGAGAAAAAGAACGGAUUAGAGAAUGUCUAGGCAUUACUGCUGGUGGGAAAAAAUGUGAUGGUGAAUCUCUUAGCAAAGAACCUUGCAAUAAAGAUCCAUGUCCUCCACUACCAAGAAACUUCGCAAUGUCGCAGUGUAAUGCAAGAUAUAAUUUUACAUGUGAAAGUAAAAAGAUGUGCAUUUUGAUGUCCCAAAAGUGUGACCACAUAGUUCAGUGCCAUGAUGGCAGUGAUGAAGUCAAGUGCCCUGUACACCCUGUUGUUGGCCCUAUAUUUUAUAAAUUAAGAAAUAGUGUUUUGCCUCUCCAGUCUGGAUUUACAACAUUGCUAGGAUACCAGCUGAUUGUAUUAUGCUUGCUUGCUACUCACUGAAGAGGAGAAAGUACUAGUCAUUUUUCAUUUUCACUAAAUACUAUUUUUAUGUACUGCUGUCUUCAGAUAAUGUGUUGAUCUAUUCCCUGUUUUGAUCCUAAUAAAUAAUUGUGAUGAUUUUUGUGAUAUAAUAGAUAGUACAGUAUAUUAAAAAAAACUUUCUGAAUUCCAGUUGCUGGAAAAUAAAAAGCUUAAUAUAGACAAUUCAGUUGAUCUCAAUAAAAUAAAUAGGGGACGGAGUAGUCUAGCGGUAGAGAGCUGGACUGCUAACCUGUAAGUCUCGAGUUCAAAUCUGGGUUCAAGUCAGUAGAGUGUCCCUGAGUCCACCCAGCUCUGAUGGGUACCUAACUCACGUUAGGGAAAGUAAAGGCGGCUGGGCACUAUCUCUUCAUAUGCCGAGGUCACAGAAACAAGUGAACUCUACUUCACUUUUCUAUAGACUGUCAGGUUUGAAAAGGGAACUUUAAUUAUUUUUUUUUACAAUAAAAUAAAUACAAAAACAUGUAAUUCUAUUAUCUAUAGUUAUUGUAAACAAUAAUACAGCCUUAGUAAUCAACAGUGUAAGCAAAAAAGUAAUAUUUCCUUUAUUGUUUUCCUCUUAUUUAAAUAAUUUUAUUAUUUAGUAAUCAUGUAAAGAAAUCAUCUGUUGUUUGUGUAGACCAACCUUUUUAAAGAAAACAUUCCAAUUUAUUUUUCAAUAUCAGUGGUUGAUAUUUCUUUAAAUAGCUUAUUUAACUUUUGUUUUACUCUUUAAUGUUUAUUGUUGUUUUGUUUUUUUUUGUUUUUUUUAAAAUAAUUUUUAUACUUUGAAAAUGUAACAAUCCUUACUAUACAUGCACUGUAAAUGUAGCUUUAUUUUUUCAAAAAUUGAACUCAUAAUAUGUAAUGUAUUAUACAUUGCUACAUGUAUUAAUUAUUCAACAAUGUAUAAAUAUAGAGUCAACUUUAAAAUUUAAAAGUAGUUUGAAUGAAUAUUAUAAUACAAUGAUUACUUAGUUUUAUUAAAUUUAAAUGCUAUUUCUCUUUAUUUAACAAUGUUUUUAAAAUUUGAAUGAUACUCAUAAACUUUUUAAAAUUUGUUGUUUAAUGUGAUAUUCUUUAAAGUUGUAGUAUAAUUUCCUACUUUGUAUUUGAUAAUUCAUAAUGAAGGUUUUUAAAAUGUACAAACAAGUAAAUAUGAAUGCACUUCAUAUUAAUCUGUUUUAGUAAGUUUAAUAAUUGAUAGUGAAAGAAGAGUAAAGAUAAGUUUAAAAAAAAGUAAAUUUGAAGUAAAGGAAAUAAACAUAAAUAUGGCAGCAGAGAAAUUUAAUGAUUGAUUUAAAGCUGAGCCUUGAUUAUCAGAUGUGGGCAUAGGAGCAAAAUAUUUAUUGCUAAUUGGCAAAGCUAAAACAUUGGUUUUUAAUAACUAGUAUAGGAUGAGGAAUUCAUAUCUCAUUGAUAUGCAGUAAUGAUAAUGUUAACCAGAAAAUUUUGCACAAUCAUUAAUUAGUCAUUAAUAUAUUAGCCUUCAGAUUCAAUGUCGUCAUUUGGUAGGGUGUUACCAGGUGCGGUAAUUGGUGUCAUCCCAUCCACCUCCACCAAUAAUUUUAACUGAAUAAAACAGUUUUGACACUAAAUUUGAUAAUUUUUUGUUUUUGUGUCACUCCCACUCCCCUGCCUUGUGAUAUGGCUGUUCAGAUUUAUUUUUAUUCCAUGUAACUCAAUAUCAAAAUAUGUGAUUUAAAGCUUCAUUUUUUUCCCUGGACCAUGAAAACCACAGGUUAAGAGAUUAAUUUCUAAAACAUCCCUCCUGCUUUUUAGUUUAUUUGUAUAUACAUUUUUUGUUUACAAGAUAAAUACUGCUAAUAUAUAUAUUUGUUUUUUCUUAUGUCCAUCUUGAUAAUUUUGUUCUUUACAUUUAUGCUCAAUUUGAUAAAUGUAAGCUGUUUUUUUUUUCUACAUAUAAUUAUGUAAAAAGUGUUAAAUUAAACUUUUUCGAGUGAUUAUCAAAUAAUCUUACUUUGAAAAUUGCUACUGUUUAUUUCUUUUAUUUUUGUGCUUGAAAUUUACUGUACAAUAAAUUUGCAUUAACCUAAUAUUUAAACUAAACUUCUUUUAUAGUGCUAUCAACAUAGAAAUAUAAACCCACAAUUUUUUCUUACAUAUUUCUACUGCAGAAAUCUUAGUGAAUUACACCAUGUCACUGUCACAUUGCCAUUUUGAUAAUUAAACAUACAUAGUUAUAAUAAGAUAGAUUUCGCCAAUUAGAUCAAAAUAUAGUUAUUGAUUGUUAUUUUGAAAACUUUAUUAAAAUCAUGUGCUUUAAAUUAAAUAACUCAGUUUUUAUAAGUUAUUUUUGGUAAAUAAAUCUUUCAAACUUGUUUUAUUCAACUGAAUUUUGAGGUCUCCAAAGUUUGUUAGCUAUGUUUUUAAACCUUUGUGUACAUUUUAUUCAAGUUUUACUAAUUAUUGUCAAAAACUAUUUCUGACAAGAUCAAGGAAAUUUUUAGAUAAGAAAAAAAGUGUAGACAUUACUGAUAUAAGGUAACCAUUCAUCUGGAAUACAUUGUACAAAUCUUGAUGGAUGAUAUGGUUUAAAAAGUUUUAUUUCAGUUCCCCUUGGACCAAUCCAUACCUGACAUCCUCUAAUCCACACUUAUCCUUUUGUCCACACUUAUCCUUUUGUCCACACUAAUCCUUUUGUCCACACUUAUCCUUUUGUCCACACUAAUCCUUUUGUC
This is a messenger RNA of Physella acuta, 3742 nucleotides long. RefSeq names its product thrombospondin-2. NCBI's taxonomy places the organism in Eukaryota, Metazoa, Mollusca, Gastropoda, Physidae. Gene Ontology annotation, cellular component: cell periphery. The record is from RefSeq and is a predicted model, not a curated record. Gene Ontology annotation, molecular function: protein binding.